AAGAAGCUAGAGAAGGCAGCUUUCGGUCGUGGGGUAGCAAGAGCACUCAACUCUGCCACUGUGCUGUGGAUCACUACACAGUCAAACACCCUUUCAUCCACGCGAAGGUGCAGCCGCAGCAACGCGUGUUACAAGAUUCCUUGUAGGGCGAGGCUGGCUGGGCUUCAAAUCUCGCGCGCCUAUAAGUAGGCAACCCAUCCUCCAUGGGAGCCGCAGCAUAAGAGAGAACGAUCUCCUCCCUCCUCGCUUUCUGAAGCUCUUCUGGACUCGCAGAAACCAACAUGGAAGGAAAGAUGAGCCCGGCUGUCGCUGAUGCAGUUGACUACAAGGGAUUCCCAGCUGACAGAAGCGUCACUGGUGGUUGGGUACCUGCCGCUCUCAUCCUAGUGAUCGAAAUAUGCGAAAGGCUGUCGACGAUGGGGAUCGCAGUCAACCUGGUGACAUACUUGGGCGGCACGAUGCAUCUCCCGAGUGCAGAGUCGGCCAACGUCGUCUCCGACUUCCUCGGCGCAUCGUUUCUUCUCUGCUUGCUUGGAGGCUUCCUAGCCGAUUCAUUCUUAGGCCGAUACCUCACCGUCGCCAUCUUCGCGUUGGUCCAAGCACUGGGAACAGGAAUGCUCACUGUAUCGACGAGUUUGCCUCGGCUCCGGCCACCGCCCUGUAACACUUCUGCUACGAACAGAUGCCGGCGAGCAAGUGGCUUCCAGAUGGGCAUCCUCUACUUGAGCUUGUACCUGAUCGCGCUGGGGACGGGAGGGCUCAAAUCAAGCGUCUCGGGCUUUGGGACCGACCAAUUCGACGACAAGGACGAGAAGGAGAAGAGCCAGAUGGCGUACUUCUUCAACAGGUUCUUCUUCUUCAUCAGUAUCGGCAGCCUGCUCGCAGUGACCGUGCUUGUCUACAUCCAAGAUGAGGUGGGCCGCAGCUGGGCGUACGGCAUCUGUUGCAUCUCCAUGCUGCUUGCCGUCAUACUGUUCCUGUCUGGCACGAAGAGAUACCGAUACAAGAAGAGCUCAGGGAGUCCAAUUGUGCACAUACUGCAAGUGAUCGUGGCCGCCUUCAGCAAGAGGCAGCUCAAAUACCCUGCGACCAUCGCCUUCUUGUACGAAGACAGCCCUGAGAUCUCGAGAAUACAACAUACUGACCAGUUCCAUUUCCUCGACAAGGCUGCGAUCAUGGCGGAAGGGGAUAGCGACGUCCAUGGUGAGACCUCAACUGUGAACCGGUGGAGGCUAUGCUCGGUAACGAGAAUCGAGGAGGUGAAGAUGAUGAUUAGGCUGCUCCCUGUGUGGGCUACGACCAUCAUGUUCUGGACUGUCUAUGCUCAGAUCAUCACAUUCUCCGUAGAGCAAGCGACAACCAUGGAGAGAUCGAUCGGGAGCUUCCAAAUUCCAGCGGGAUCGCUGACAGUCUUCUUCGUGGGUGCCAUAAUGGUCACCCUGGGCAUCUAUGACCGAGCGAUCAUGCCUCUCAUGAAGAAAUGGAAGGGCAAGCAAGGCUUCACCAACCUACAAAGAAUCGGUAUCGGUUUGGCCUUCUCCAUCAUAGGAAUGGCGGCCGCAGCAGUCGCGGAGGCGAAAAGGCUCUCGGUUGCACGGCGAGCAGGCGAGGGUGCUGCUCUCAGGGGCGCGACGCUGCCCAUCAGUGUUUUCACCUUGAUCCCGCAGUUCUUCCUGGUGGGCGCCGGAGAGGCGUUCCUCUACACAGGCCAGCUCGACUUCUUCAUCACCCGGUCGCCGAAGGGGAUGAAGACGAUGAGCACCGGCCUCUUCUUGACGACGCUCUCCUUCGGCUUCUUUCUCAGUAGCUUCAUGGUCUCGGUGGUGAGGGACGUGACCGGUGGCAAGAACGGGCAGGGAUGGCUGGCAGACAACAUCAACUACGGGAGAUUGGAUUACUUCUACGGGCUUCUGGCUGCACUGAGCACGCUUAACAUGGGAGCUUUUCUAGUUUGUGCUAUGUGGAUCAAACAAGAGAACCCUAACCAAGGGUUGCAGAUGGGGAGUGCAGCGCUGAAGAGUUCAUCCAUGGAAGACACGUGCUAGUGCUAAUAUAAUCUCAAUCAGCUUGUAUUACCGGCAGUCUGUAGUAUUGCUGCCGUCCAUGGUUGCGCUUUAACUUCUUAGACCUUCUUUGUUGUUCUACAUCCAGCAAAACACAGUCUUAAUUAUAGAUUGGGUUGCAGAUGACAAUUGUAAUUGUAGCGAGUUCAUCUAUAGAAAAGAAGUGCUAAGGC
Molecule: messenger RNA, 2236 nt
Organism: Musa acuminata subsp. malaccensis (wild Malaysian banana)
Lineage: Eukaryota; Viridiplantae; Streptophyta; Magnoliopsida; Zingiberales; Musaceae
Source: RefSeq, a predicted model, not a curated record